Messenger RNA from Poeciliopsis prolifica (blackstripe livebearer), 4272 nucleotides. RefSeq names its product receptor (G protein-coupled) activity modifying protein 2 (gene ramp2). Gene Ontology annotation, biological process: G protein-coupled receptor signaling pathway; angiogenesis; cellular response to hormone stimulus. Gene Ontology annotation, molecular function: coreceptor activity. Gene Ontology annotation, cellular component: signaling receptor complex; membrane; cell surface. The transcript has 4 exons. Lineage: Eukaryota; Metazoa; Chordata; Actinopteri; Cyprinodontiformes; Poeciliidae. Bases 1695 to 2192 code for a protein of 165 amino acids. The record is from RefSeq and is a predicted model, not a curated record.
CAAAAUUUUCCAAAACCCAGAGCCCGAGAUUAUCACAUUCUCACCACCAUGUAUAACUGUCGUUAUGAUGUUCUUUUAAAAAAUGUUUUACACUAAUUUUACACCAGAUAAAAUGGGAUUCAGAUAAUGUGAUCUUUCAGCUUUUUGCAUGGCACAGUGUUUAUAUAUACUUAUUCAGUGUAUACACUGUAUAUGUAUAUAUAAACACGUAUGUUUAUAUAUACAUUAUAUAUACAUAUUGUAGAAAGUUUAGGAGGGAUGGAUCAAUAUGAUUAAAAUUUUAUAUAUUGUAAAGUCACAGAUGGUGAAUAUGGAAGCAUUUGUCCCGGGGGCAUGUUUGGGAUCACUUCUUUGAAAUUAUUUGUUUGUCCUGGAACAAACAAAACCCAGAUAACAGAUCUCGCAGACUUCGUUUUCCGAGGGGACAUCUCCUCGUGUGUUUUGUCAAAAGGAUCCAAGAUAAACUCCUGAGGAGGUCUCCACCAGAGGGGUCACCAGCAGUAGACGUGAGGCCCCAAACGGCUUCAGGGUUAGACGUUAAAUGAAACCUCAUUACGACACCCACUCACCCCCCACCUGGAUCAACUUCCUGACUUUGUUCGUCAUUCGCCCCACGCAACGUCAGUGAUCAACGCAUGAACUCAAAGUUGUGAAACAACUGAAACUUGGAGGAGAGCCCCUUUCGUUGUUCCUCAUCCUGUGCCUUACUAUUUUUUUCUUUCCCCAACUGUCCCCCCACCCCUUUCCCCUGCCAACACUCCUGAAUGUGGGCUCCUCCUCUGCUGAAAAGACACAUUUCCUGAUGUCAUUACCAAAUCAAAAUGCUGCUCCUCAGCAAACAGAUGUUACAUGAGGCUGAACAUAUAGUUUCUGUAACAUCAAUUUAAGCUGUGAAAUGUAAACCGCAGAUUUAUACAUGUAUUUCUUUUUGAGUUUGAUCCUCUCUCACUUGGCUUUUUAAGACUCCAAGAGGCAACAGUGAGGAACUAUCUAGCAGAUUUGCAAAAUCAUGAGUUCUUUAUGAGAUAAAAAAAAAAAACAUCUAAUGUGGAAAUGUUAUGUAUUCCUUGCCAGCAUAGAUAUGUAAUGGUCUUUUGAGUGUCAUGGUUGUUUCAGAAUAAUAACUUAUUCUUUUGUUAAAUUAACCUAAAUAUGAAAUCGUGGCUGUCUGCACAGCACACCCUGCAAAGUCAUGAUUAAAUCCACCCCAAAACACUAAGCCCUAAAUGUUUACUUAUGUUUCCUAUUUGGCAGAGGCAGCCCAAAAGGCAAAUAAAUCACAUGCUGUGAGCUGGCCAGGCCUUUUCGACUGUGAGAAACUGAGACUAAAAAGCAGAACAAGAGUUAAAGAGUAAAGGGUUUUCAGAUGUGAGUCCAGCCCCAGCUUGGGUGUGCUCUUUUUAUUUGGGAGAAUAGAGAGGACAAUCUUUGCUGCCUCCACCCCUUUAAAAAAAAGGAAGAAAAACUAAAAAAAAAAAAAAAAAAAAAAAGUUUGUUGAAGAGGCAAAGAGCUGCUGCCAAGGCGUAGGGCCAUCAGACAGAUCUUCCAAGAACAUCUGCUAUCUGCGGGUAACAUUGUUUGGACAUCUGGUAACCGAAGAUAACCCUGUCGCGUUUCCUGUUAUGCCUCGCUAUACACAUUCUGGAAGCUUCAUCAUUUGGGGAAAAGACACCUUUAUUCUUUUUUUUUUGACAUGAAGGGAGCUGUUGGUUUCAUUGGGGUAUUCCUCUCCUUUCUCUCUGAGAUCUCAGGAUACCAACUGCAAUUUUCUUGUCCGAAUGAUACCUUUUGCCACAGUGUUUGUAAGUUUUGCGAGGGUCGUAAUGAAAAACCAUCAAUGGAGUGUCUUUCUGUUUUAUUUGAUGACUAUCUGCAUUUGUUCAAUGAACAAAUGAGAUCACUAAACUCAACUGAUUGGUGCGUCUGGGAUAAAGUGAGCAGCUUCUACAGCGACUUUAGCACUUACACAGAGAGCCUAUCUGACUGUCUGCGGAUCCCAUGGCCGAACUCACUAGUGGAAAAACUCUUUGUCAACAUCCACUCUGCGUAUUUCAAAACGUGCCCCACAGAGGAGUUUAGUGACCCACCACCAGGAAUCGUGUUUGCCCUGGUGAUCACUCCCAUCUGUCUGAUACCAGUUAUGGUCAGCCUCGUGGUGAUUAAGACCAAAAAUGGGGACGGUACAUCCUGAUUUUAACACGAAAUAUGACCUUUUAUAUUCAUUUUUGUCCAUCUACUUUACCAUGUUUAGACUGCUACUAUUCCUUCAGUUCUCCAAAAAUCCAGCAGAUGUCUAUGUGACUCAGGACUUAAUGGAGUAAAUGCUUUGCUACUUUGAAAGAUGUCUGUUGAAUGGCAAGUGUCUUCUUUGUCAAUGAAAUUAUCAAUGUACUGUGGGAUAACAGUUUCCUUUUUACUGUAUUUACACUUUAUAGGGAUGGUUCAGUAUUUUGAAAGUGGGGUUCUUUGGAGUUGCCAUCAGCUGUCAGUACCUAACCUCAGGUGGACAAUGCUUAGAACACUUCUUAAAGAUCCAGAAAGACAGAAAAGUGGAGUCCAUCAUUCUGAAUAAACUCCAGUUUUUAAAGUUUCACAGCAACUCAAAAUAGUUGCGUAGGUGGUUAUUAGCCUAUGGCCAUUUAUGAUGAAAACUGUAUUGAUUAAUGAUCCACAAUCGUAAUUGUGACAUUCUUAGCAGAAGAAAGAUAUGACCAAUAAGUAAGAUCUGUUUUGAUGCUAAUGGAAUAGGAUGUAAAAUAGCCAUAAAAUUGCAUUUUCUCAAACUACUGACCAUGAAGAUCUACUGACCAUGAAGGUCAGUAGUUUGACCUUCAUGGUCAAACCUUCAUGGUCAAACAAAAAAAAAUUAAAAAAUGUUUUUGUCCUGGUUCCACUCGGUCUACAUGUUAGCAAGACUCAACUUCUUUCCCUUUUCUUAAACAGAAUGCAUGCAUUGAUCUUUACUUUGUCGGAACACUGACUGCUGAUAGUUACUCUGCAGAAUCCAACCUCAAUGUCCCAAGCUUUCACUUAAAGGAAAAGGCUGUGAAAAAUUUUAUUGUUUUUAAACAGACUUAGUUACAAUGUUGCAUUCUGUUUGUAUUUGAAAGUUGGAUUUUCUGAUUUUCCAAACAGAAAUACAACAACAAUCUGUAUAAAGUCUGAAUUUUGACUUGGAAAGUUGGAUGUGUCUGAGGAGUCCAGGAUUCAGUAGACAUGGCUAUAGCACACAUAUUUAAUUUUGGAGAUGUAAACCCAGUUUAAAAAAAAAACAACAAAGCAAUUACCGUAAUCUUUUCGUUGUGAUAUAGCGCUGUACAGCAUUUUAUGGUGGACAUGUUCAUGUUUCAAUGCAGAAUAUGGAGAUAAAUGCACUAUUAUUAAAUCAUAUUACUGUUAGUGGUUAGCACUACAAUUGGAAAAAUCCCAGGGGUUUUCCAACUUGCAACUGUACCAUGAUUAUUCCUGAUGUGACUUCAGUCUCAGCUCCAGCCUCCAAAACAGCAUAAGUAUUAACUCAACCGGUGUCAGCACAAUAUUAUGGAAUCAAACCCUAAUAUAAACCAAAAACAUAUAUUUAGUGUUGUUAGUGAUGACAAAAGCUUCAGAGCUUGCCGUUGUAAAAGUGAAAUAAAAUUUUCAGUGACAGUCCAGAUGUUUGGAAUGAGCUUCGGAUCAAUGUCAAGUUUGAUCUAUGUUUGAUAUGUGUUAAUAUGACAUAAAAAUUAAGAAUUGUUGAAUGUAUUUAUCUUAAGGGGGUUCAAAGGUUAAAGCAACUGGAACUCAAUUAAAAGGGAGUGACCACUGAAGUAGAACUCCUCAUGUUGUUUUUCUGUUAGCAGCAAGGAUUCUGCCUUCUGUCCUUCUGUCUAAAUAUUAACAAUACAAAAGUAAAUAAUUGAUAGUUUAACCUGACCCAGACAAAAGAGAUUUAUCUGUCUGUGCAGACUAGUUAUAUACACUGAGUGAUGACAAGAAGACCAAUUUAAGUUUCUUUGCUUGUAACAUGAUAGCGUUGAUAUGUGUUCAGUUGUCGAUGACAGUAAAGCCACAGUAAGUGCUUUCAGAUUUGGAACAAAAUGUGUAUUCAAAUACUUUCCUUUAACUGUGUUGUUGUCAAGAACAAAUGGAUGUAGUUCGCAGGCUCAUGGAAUGCAUUCAGUGUGUUCUCACCCCAUGUACUGCACACAUAUCUGUAUACUUUUAUUGUUUUGUAAAGUAUUAAAUCGAAAUGGAUAUUUUACCAUCCAAAUAAAUUGAACAUAAAAAUA